This is a messenger RNA of Procambarus clarkii (red swamp crayfish), 678 nucleotides long. The record is from RefSeq and is a predicted model, not a curated record. Lineage: Eukaryota; Metazoa; Arthropoda; Malacostraca; Decapoda; Cambaridae.
AUGUGUCUCAUAGACCUGGUACCUCUCAUGCGCCUCAUAGACCUGGUACCUCCCAUGUGCCUCAUAGGUCUACUACCUCCCAUGUGCCUCAUAGACCUGCUACUUCCCAUGUGCUACAUAGAACUGGUACCUCCCAUGUGCCUCAUAGACCUGAUACCUCCCAUGUGCCUCAUAGACCUGGUACUUCUCAUGUGCCUUAUAGACUUGGUAUCUCCCAUGUGGCUCAUAGACCUGGUACCUCCCAUGUGUCUCAUAGACUUGGUACCUCCCAUGUGUCUCAUAGACUUGGUACCUCCCAUGUGUCUCAUAGACCUGAUACCUCCCAUGUGGCUCAUAGACCUGGUACCUCCCAUGUGUCUCAUAGACCUACUACCUCCCAUGUGCCUCAUAGACCUGGUACCUCCCAUGUGCCUCAUAGACCUACUUCCUCCCAUGUGUCUCAUAGACCUGGUACCUCCCAUGUGCCUCAUAGACCUGGUGCCUCAUAGACCUGGUGCCUCCCAUGUGCCUCAUAGACCUGCUACCUCCCAUGUGCCUCAUAGACCUGCUACUUCCCAUGUGCUACAUAGACCUGGUACCUCCCAUGUGCCUCACAGUCCUGGUACCUCCCAUGUGCCUCAUAGACCUGGUACUUCUCAUGUGCCUCAUAGACUUGGUACCUCUCAUGUGGCUCAUUGA